This is a messenger RNA of Leptinotarsa decemlineata (Colorado potato beetle), 1993 nucleotides long. RefSeq lists its product as uncharacterized. The record is from RefSeq and is a predicted model, not a curated record. Lineage: Eukaryota; Metazoa; Arthropoda; Insecta; Coleoptera; Chrysomelidae.
GGAGCGGCUGUCACAUUACUGAGUUCGUUUUCCCGCCUCCGAAACUCAUUUCCCUUUUUCUCAAAGUUAUAUCCCACUCUAGAAAGUCAUAUCCCACUUCUGAAAGUUUCUUGCCAAUUUUGAGAUUUUCAUUCCACUUCUGAUAGUUCUUUAUAACGUUUAACAGGGUUUUUGUUAAUUCUGUUUCCAUGAUGGAAAUUGAAGUCAAUUUUUGCGUGGUUAUUUUUUGAGAUUGUUGCAUUUUUAUUAUUCAGUACACACCUGACACCAGUUUGAAAUUUUGGCGCUUUGGUUGACUACUGAAUGAUGUGGGGGGAAGAGAGCGAGAUUUGCUCCAUUGGAAUGACAAUGCAUCCAUCUGGUAGUGCUUCUUCGGGCAUAUCCCAACUGGCUCAAUGCGGACAGCCGGAUGAAUUGCCAGAACUGCCAGCCCCAGAUGAACAGCGACUCCAGAAAGCAGCUAUCCACCUACAGCAGCGUCUAGUGCUCCGCCAGUGGCUUUCAAAACAUACCCUCCAGACUUACUACCCCAAAUUGCUGGCCAUCGAGGUGACGGGACUUGAGGACGUCUAUUGGUUGGAGGACGGCAAGGCCAAACAGGUGUUCAACAAAGACUUCCCCAGGUGGUCGACAGCCAGACAGUCUCUUCCGAUUUCCAAGCAGCGACUGGAGGUGCUCAAAGCCGAUCUCUGGUCCGAAGUCGUGAAAAGCAGUAACCACCAAGACGCAUGGACAUGGGGAGGCAUGUUGGUGGUAUCUGUGUCUGUCGCCGGAUUGGUCACCCUGGCAGCCAUGACACAGCCUUCCCUAGCACCCGAAGCUAAACAUUCCCUCUUGCAAUACGUUACUGGAAAGUACCUGUUACCUUCGAACUGUAAGGUAAACUUCAUUGUCCCAAUAGGAGUGCCAUGUAUUGUAUUCAACAAUACGUAUGUUCAUGGAGAGACUUUCAGCUUGGACUGUAGGACACAAUGCGCAUGUCAGAAUGGUACCUACGGCUGCUCUUCACUUUGCCCUCAGGAGCACAUUUCACCAAGAGGUUCUUGUCAGCACCCAAGACUUGUGGAAAUACCUGGACAGUGCUGCAGAGAGUGGAUGUGUGAUAGCCAAACUGCAGAGCAUCCACCAUCUUGUCAGCCUGCGUUUUCCAGAUGGUCAACCUGUAGCCGAGAAUGUGGUUCGGGACUUUCAACUAGACGAUCCAAUCUCAAUCCUCGGUGUCAUCCUGAUACAGAAACAAGAAUAUGCCAGAUAAGGAGGUGCCUGGAACCCCUACAACUGGAUCACCAUGAGAAGUAUCACCAUCUCAGGAGAGGCCACGAAUGUAAGGCGACACAUCGUCUCAGCUCCGCGGUUUUCCUGCGAUUCGGGCCGUGCAGGAGCAGAAAGCGUUUCCGACCCAAAUACUGCGGAGUUUGUCCCGUGCCUGGAAUUUCCUGCAAACCGACGCUGAGCACCACGGUGAAAGUCGAAUUCUUUUGCGAAGGAUCGGAACCCAACGAAAACGUCUCCGAUCUCCUCCCGGAGUAUUUGGAGCCUGGUGCAGACCUCUGGGCAGACAAUUUCCUACCGGACCAAGACGUAUCAGAAGAUUCCAGACUCAUGACUGUCCUGGUGCAGUGGGUGUUGAAAUGCCAGUGCACGCCGGAGGAAUCCGCAGCUACUUCUAGUACCGGAGAAGUGAUUUUGCAUCGGGUGCAUCGGACUGCUACGCCUUAAGCAGAUAUGUUCUGGUGUAAAUACGAUUUGUCAUAUCAUAUUUUAUAGCGUCAGAAUUAUAGCUCGAUUGGGUCCAGAUAAAUAAACACCUGUAUUGUAAGGUGCCCCAAAAAAUUUGGUGAUUGUAAAGAUACGAUACUGUUUAGUAUUUUCCAUAGAAAACACAUAUUUACAGGAUUUUAGUUCCAGUUUCUAUGAGAGGUCGUACUAAGGGAGAUAAAUCUGUUUAAAAAAAUCUGUUUUUUCCGUUAAUCAGCUGUUGGCCCCAUACGAA